AUGUUAUUGGAGUCGAAUCAAACAGUCACAAACACUGAAAGAGCCAUGGAAAAAGGGAAGAAAAAGAAGGAAAUGUUGUUGUCCAAGUGGAAAGAAUCCGUGCGGAGGAAGGAAGGACGCCGUAGCUCCAAUGGCACAGAGAACACUCACGCACUCACCGACUCGCUCUCACAUACAACACACACGGACAGACAGAGACAAGUAGUGGUCAAUCUGCUGGACGAGCCGACCGAAGGGACGGCUGGAGGUCAAACACGCUUGCGCCGCGCGCACAUUUCGACAGAUUUCCCCUUCCUGACUAGCAAUCGUUCCUUGUUUCGUGGAGCCUUUGGUCAAGUUAUACUUCGAAUUGCCCAAGGUUGAUCUCCCGGAACUGUUUUCAUUCGAAUGAAAUCUUGAACGGAAAAAGCUAUAGAAAUCGCUGGUAGAUCAAGGUCCAGAGUCAUCGUAGAAAUCGGAAGGGAGCUUGCUUCCCAGAGGCAAAAGUUUCAUCGCGUCCAGCUUCUAGUUCAGAUUUUUCCAGAAGAUUACAGACUUGUUUGACCUAAGGAGAGCUCGAACCAGCAACGUCUUGGACGACAGCAACGAGUCUUAACAGCUCAGAAAAGCUUUUUUCAUUUAAUCUAUGAAGUAUGGAGCUUGAUGGCAGAUUUUAUUCUACUUCCAAUUAUGGUUCUCAUUCCUCUUGUUCAUGGAAGCAAAAGUUACUGUUAAGGUCUAAAGCUUUCUUAAGCGUUUUUUAAUUUUCUUAAACGGAAUAAGAGUUAACAAAUAAGUUUAUGGAAAUGAUAUUAUGAUAAAAACCAGUUUGUGACCAAGUUUCAGUUUACCAUAUUAUCCAAGUAACAAACGAGCCUGGAUUUUGCUCUUUUUCGUUUUAAAAUGAUCCGUAGAGGUUUUUUUUUACUGUGACAAAACUCGGUACACGACAAAGGAAUCUUGAUAAGAGUCCUUUUUUUCGAGUUUCCGCUAAUAGGACUCCUGAUCAUCCAUGGAAGACACAAGUCGGAGUUUCGACGACUUUACAUCUCAUCUCCUAUUUCAUAACGAUUUUUCAUCGCAUCAAGCUCUGGCAGUUCGAGAACUAUCCUCAACUUUGUUUUUCGAAAAAAAGGCGAAAUUUCCUGCUUCUGACAAAACUUCAUUACUCAAGGCGGAACUUUUAAAUUCAACUUGAUAAGUUCAAAAUCCCAACCAUUUUAAUUAGAAUCUUGUUUACAUGGAUCCUUUAGUGAAGCCUAACAACACACAUGAUAUCCUAAUUAACCUAUUGACAGCAGAGUUGGAUGUAAAGUUAAUUUACACGCGCGACAAGGUACACAUGAAGGAAUCGAAACACAACAACACAAAAGAAAGAAAAACUUUUCAAAGCGCAUUUUUGGAAGGCAACUUAACUUACAUUGAUUAAACUUUCCCAAAGUAUUGACAUCACAGUGAGAAUCUUUCCUUGAAAGCCAAAAACCUUGCUGAGCACUCAGAAAGGCUCAAAAACCUAAUGCAUAGAUCUUGUAGAAACCGACCAGACAUGCUCAGGUUUUCUGAUAUUCCAAUGGUAAGAAAAAAGGCUUAAACACGACUAAAACCCAGAAGAAACCAAUGAUCGAAACGUUCAAAAAAUCCUAGCUCUUCAGGUCUUUUAACCUGAAUUUCAAAUAGGAUACAGCGGAAAACCUACAAAAGACUUCAAAACUAGAUCAAAGAGCUGAAUUAGUUCAAUGACUCCAAAGAUCAAAAGGCAGCAGGAGAACUACAAAUCCAAGUUGAGAGCGACAAUAAAAAAAAACUCAGAUGGAUAGCGUAUCGGAGAAGACGGGCAGAACGGAUUCAGAAUAUCUUAGAGAAAAACGAGCUAGACCACCUACAGAACGAGAAAUUGUUUCAGUUUAAAAUGAGAAAAUUCAGGGAAAAAAGAUUCGAAAAAAAACGAGGAAGAGGCUUCGAAUGAUGAAAACGGCACGGAUUUUGAAAAUUCUUUUAAAAACAGCGGCAUUAUCGUUUCACAAGUCGAAUUUACCAGACAAACUUGUAAAUUUUUCAGCGACAAAAUUUAAAAAAGACGUGCUGAGCAGCAAAAGAGAAAAUCAGAAGAAUCGAUUUUCAGGUGAGCUAGGCGAUCCGAAGUUCAACUAAAAGUCUCUGAAGCGAAUCUAGUUUAAAACCUUGGAAUACAAAAAAAAACGCGACUAAAACCUUGAAAAGCGGAAGUAAAAGCUCAGAUCUAGAGAAUGGCACGUUUUAGGUGUCAAAAAUGAUUCAAAACGAAGAGGCGCGAGAGGCCGGAUUCGCGAUUGUGCUGUAUGUGCGUGUGGGGGAGAGUGUGGACACGAAGAAGAAGACGCGCGCGGACCGAAAUCGGCGCUGGACCUCCUCGAUCAGCGUGCUAUUUCCCCGGAAUCUAGGGCUCCUCAGCCACCGGCCAACCUCUCGCUCCACCAUCCACCACCAAACAGCCUCAUAUAA
This is a messenger RNA of Caenorhabditis auriculariae, 2460 nucleotides long. The record is from the annotation of a GenBank genome assembly. Lineage: Eukaryota; Metazoa; Nematoda; Chromadorea; Rhabditida; Rhabditidae.